Molecule: messenger RNA, 3887 nt
Organism: Tripterygium wilfordii
Lineage: Eukaryota; Viridiplantae; Streptophyta; Magnoliopsida; Celastrales; Celastraceae
Product: receptor-like protein kinase HSL1
Exons: 2
Coding region: 319-3279 (986 amino acids)
Biological process (GO): protein phosphorylation
Molecular function (GO): ATP binding; protein kinase activity; receptor serine/threonine kinase binding
Source: RefSeq, a predicted model, not a curated record
AGAAUCUAAACACCACCAUUGGAUCCCAUUGGAAUUCAAUUUACAACCCAAGUUUCAAAAACAAUCAAAAUCUACUCUGCUCCCAGUAUCAGAUUCUUCUUGAACAUUCCAUCUCUCUAUGCACUAACUCUUACUGACUCCCAUUGACUCACAGAGUCUCCCACUUUUGAAUUACAGAGCUUCAUUUCCACACCUUAUCCAUCACAUCACAUCAACAAACUAUGCACUCGAAACCCAGAAUCUAAUGCGUCUUCAAAUUUGCUUGAAGAAUCCCCAACACAACCCACAAACCCAUUCCCUCUCACAAAUCCAGACAAAAUGGUUCUUUUUCUUCUUCUGCUUCACUUGUUCGCUCUGUUUUUCUCUGGUCUCUGUUUGAACCAAGAAGGUUUGUAUCUUCAACAAGUGAAACAGAGUCUCUCCGAUCCAACCCAGUCGCUCUCUUCGUGGAAUGAACGAGACGAGACUCCUUGUAAUUGGUUUGGCAUCACCUGCGACAACACAACUCGCCGGGUCGUCUCGGUGAAUCUCUCUAACUCGGGGCUCUCUGGUCCUUUCCCGGGUUUCCUCUGCCGCCUCCCUUUUCUCUCCUCUGUCAAUUUCUCCGCUAACGAAAUCAAUUCAUCCCUCGUCGUUGAUGUUGACCGGUGUCAUAAUCUUCAGGAGCUGAUACUCUCGGAUAAUCUUCUUGUUGGCAGUAUCCCGGAAUCUCUGUCUUUGCUGCAGAAUCUCAGAGUGCUUGAUUUGGCGGGAAACAACUUCUCCGGUGGAAUCCCGGCGAGUUUCGGACAGUUCCGGCGACUCGAAUCGCUAUCUGUUGCGGGUAAUUUACUCAAUGGUACAACACCCAGUUCUCUGGGCAACAUUUCUACUCUUGUUGAGCUCUUACUAGCUUAUAACCCGUUCACGCCGAUUCAAAUUCCGAGUGAACUCGGUAACCUCUCGAGUCUCGAGAAUUUCUGGCUCGCUGACUGUGACCUCGUGGGUUCAAUACCGGAGAGCUUAGGUCGUUUAACUCGGCUGACAAACCUGGACGUGUCCCAGAACCGACUCACUGGGUCAAUUCCGAGAACACUAUCUGGGUUGAAGAGUAUAGUCCAAAUUGAGCUCUAUAACAACAAUUUAUCCGGCGAGAUACCUCCAUCUCUGGGUAAUUUGACGACAUUGAGGAGAUUUGACGCGUCGGGUAACGGUUUAAACGGUACGAUUCCGAACGAGUUAUGCGAGUUACCGUUAGAGUCGCUGAACCUUUUUGAAAAUCAACUUCACGGGGCUAUACCAGAGAGCAUAGCAAACUCACCAAAUCUGUACGAGCUCAAACUGUUCAACAACACACUCAGUGGGCGAAUACCGAAUCAACUCGGGAACAACUCGAAUUUGGUGUCGCUGGACUUGGCGUCUAAUCAAUUGUAUGGUGAAAUACCGGACCACUUGUGUGCCAAAGGAAGCUUAGUGGAGCUAGUCUUGAUCUACAAUUCUUUUUCUGGGAAAAUCCCAGAAAGUCUGGGUAAAUGUGGAAGUUUAAACCGGGUCCGGCUGAGGAACAACCGGCUUUCCGGCACUGUCCCUGACAUGUUCUGGGGACUCCCACAUGCGUAUUUGUUUGAGCUUUCUGAUAAUUUGUUAACUGGAGAUGUGUCUAAGACGAUCUCUCGAGCUAGUAAUCUGUCACUCUUAUUGAUUUCAAGGAAUCAAUUUAAUGGGUCUAUACCAGAAGAGAUUGGACUAUUGAGCGCUCUAGUGGAAUUCUCAGCUAGUGGUAACAUGUUUACGGGUUCGAUCCCGGGGAGUUUUGUGAAGUUGAGCCAGCUGAGCAAGCUUGAUCUAAGUCACAAUGAAUUGAAUGGUGAGAUGCCCGUUGGAAUUCAGGAUUUGAAGAGUCUCAAUGAGCUUAGUCUGGCAAAUAAUAAGCUUUCUGGUGAUAUCCCAAGUGAAAUAGGGAGCUUGCCAGUGCUUAAUUAUCUAGAUCUCUCUGGGAAUGACUUUUCUGGGAGUAUCCCACUUGAAUUGCAGAAUUUGAAGCUCAAUUUGUUGAACUUGUCGAACAAUAGGCUCUCCGGAGAUUUGCCUCCUCUGUAUGCUAAGGAAAUCUAUAAGAAUAGCUUUGUGGGAAAUCCUGGCUUGUGUGGUGACUUAGCUGAUCUUUGUCCUCGGAUUGGUGAAUCUAAGAACAAGCUCAAUAUGUGGAUUCUUCGAUCAAUUUUCAUACUUGCGGGUGCUGUGUUUAUUAUUGGGGUUGUUUGGUUCUUCUUCAAGUACAGGAGUAUCAAGAAGGUGAAACAAGGAAUCACUAUAUCGAAGUGGAGGUCAUUUCACAAGCUGGGUUUUGGUGAAUUUGAGAUUGUUGAUUCCCUAAAGGAAGAUAAUGUGAUCGGAAGUGGAGCUUCCGGGAAAGUAUAUAAAGUUGUUCUCAGUAAUGGUGAGACUGUUGCGGUGAAGAAACUAUGGGGAGGGACUAAAAAAGAUGAUGCCAGUGCCAAUUCUCCGAAAGAUGAAUACGAAGUUGAAGUUGAAACAUUGGGGAAGAUUAGGCACAAGAAUAUUGUUAGACUGUGGUGUUGUUGCAACACUGGGGUUAGCAAGCUUCUGGUCUAUGAAUAUAUGCCAAAUGGGAGCUUGGGGGAUUUGCUGAAUAGUAGCAAGGGAGGCUUGUUGGGUUGGCCUAAAAGGUAUAAAAUAGCUCUGGAUGCAGCUGAAGGCUUAUCUUAUUUGCACCAUGAUUGUGUUCCUCCAAUUGUUCACCGGGACGUGAAGUCAAACAAUAUAUUGCUGGAUGCAGAGUUUGGCGCUAGGGUUGCAGAUUUUGGGGUCGCUAAAGUGGUCGAUGGAGUUGGCAAAGGAGCAGAAUCCAUGUCUGUGAUUGCAGGUUCCUGUGGUUACAUUGCACCAGAAUAUGCCUACACACUUAAAGUGAACGAGAAGAGCGAUAUCUAUAGUUUCGGAGUUGUGAUGCUUGAGUUGGUAACCGGUAGACGCCCCAUCGAUCCAGAGUUUGGGGAGAAAGACUUGGUGAAAUGGGUUUAUACUAUCCUGGACCAAAAAGGGAUCGAUCAUGUUAUCGAUCCUAAUCUCGAUUCCAGUUACAAGGAAGAGAUCUGCAGGGUUCUGGAAGUUGCCCUCUGCUGCACAAACUCACUACCUAUCAAUCGCCCUUCAAUGCGAAGGGUUGUGAAAAUGUUGCAAGAAGCAGGUGCAGAGAAGAAGUUGAAAACAGGCAAAAAAGAUGGUAAGCUCUCCCCAUAUUACUAUGAGGAUGAAUCUGCAGCCAGUAAUGUUUGAGGGGGUAAUGUAACUUUUGAUCAUUCAAAGAGUUGUCAAUUUCCAACUCAGUUAUCGCACACAUUCCAACUUGAGAACACAAAGAUAAAAAUUGUUCUAAUAUGCAUAGACGGACAAAUUUUUCUCUGUUCGGGUAGAUUUCUUAUCUCGAUUUAGUUUUGACUGCCUGGAUAGUUGAAAAUCUGCCCAAAUUUGCAUGUUGUAACAACUUUCAACUUUGGGUUCUCAAGUUAGAAUAUUUGAACAUUCGGCGAACGAUUUGGACUUUAUCAACUAUUUCCGUGACCAAAAGUUGCAUUCCCCACGGUUUGAGAUAGCAGUGUCUUAGUACUGAAACCUCAUUUUCAUUGUAUUUGAUUUCAUGGGGCAAAGGGAAUGGGGGAGCAAUUAGUUUGACAGAGAGAGAUGGAUAUGCACAGUUUGAAAAAGCAUAUAUACAGUAAGUAUAUGUAGCUGUUAGUGUUACUGUUGUAGUUAGUGGUUCCUCUCUGGUUAGGUGUAUUGUAACAUGCAAGACCAGUAGACUUUGUUGUCUGAGAAUGAAACAUCUCUUUCUAUGCAAUUAAAUGCUGUCAAAGUUUCAUGUUUGAAUGAAUAUCUUCACUCCA